Messenger RNA from Diospyros lotus (date-plum), 1112 nucleotides. RefSeq names its product probable WRKY transcription factor 43. The record is from RefSeq and is a predicted model, not a curated record. Gene Ontology annotation, biological process: regulation of DNA-templated transcription. Gene Ontology annotation, molecular function: sequence-specific DNA binding; DNA-binding transcription factor activity. NCBI's taxonomy places the organism in Eukaryota, Viridiplantae, Streptophyta, Magnoliopsida, Ericales, Ebenaceae. Bases 142 to 720 code for a protein of 192 amino acids. The transcript has 2 exons.
UCUCUCUCUCUGUACGUAUAUAUGUGCAUGAGAGACUGUCGUCCAACCUCCAUUAACCUACCCCACCUCUGAGCUAGCGAUCGAGCUCCAAACAUAGAUAAAUUCUCCCACCCAACACCCAGCAGAAAUACUGCCUCAUCAAUGGCGGAAGAUGAUCACAGUUAUCCCAAUCUUAAUCACUUGCAUCAUCUCUUCACGCCUAGUUUAAAUCCAUUGUCGUCCUCGCCAUUGUUACUGACGCCGCAGCUUCCUCUACUUCCCAAUAUUCAAGAUCAGUCGGUUCCUGAUCAAACUGCCGCAGCUCCGGACGUGACAAUCGACUGGGAUGGCGCUGGCCUCCUCGUAGCAAACGCCAUUGAUCAGAAAGAGACGCCAUUGCCAAGUAGUAGUAGUAGCAAAUUGGGCAGAGGUUUGGCGAAGAAGAAAGCCCUUAAUCCGCCGAGGAUUGCGUUCCAUACUAGGAGCUCCGAGGAUGUUCUUGAUGAUGGCUACAGGUGGCGCAAGUAUGGCCAGAAAGCUGUCAAGAACAGCCUUCACCCCAGGAGCUAUUACCGGUGCACCCAUCAUACAUGCAAUGUGAAGAAGCAGAUCCAGAGGCUGUCAAAGGACACAAGCAUUGUGGUGACAACGUAUGAGGGCAUCCACAACCAUCCUUGUGAGAAACUUAUGGAAACCCUAGGCCCUCUUCUCAAGCAAAUCCAGUUUCUCUCUGGCUUCUAAUUAAUUGAGAACCCAGCCAUAUAUAUACAUAUAUAUAUUUCUGCUAUAUGCUAGACUGAAUGAAUUGAUGUUGAAGCAUGCAUUCACAGUCCUGCUGGCUUGAUCACUCCUAACUUAUGUAUAUUGUACAUAAACCAAAAGGAAGAAAAUCAUCAAGAGAAGGCAAUGUAUGUGGUUGAUAUGUACGUAGCUGUACAUGAUCAGGCAUCUAUCUACUUUCACAAACAUGCACACACACACACACACACAUAUAUAUAUAUAUGUAUGUAUGUAUGUAUGGAUGUGUCUUUGUCAAUACUUAAAGAAGCAAUACUGUCUGAUAUCAGCUGAUAUUGUGUGUUCAAAUGUGAUAUUUUCUUCUUUGAUAUGAUAGUGUAUUGUUCUUCUUACGG